UUUUAUAGGAGUGUGUGUAUAGAAAGAAACCUUUGGUCGUCUUGCUGAGGAGUGAUUCCCAGUUUUUCUUUGCAAGUCUAGGGGAAAAUGUCUAGCGGAAUUGCGCGUGGUCGUCUCGCUGAGGAGAGGAAAGCAUGGCGUAAGAAUCAUCCUCAUGGUUUUGUGGCAAAGCCGGAGACUGGUCCUGAUGGUACUGUCAAUUUGAUGGUCUGGCAAUGUUCUAUCCCGGGUAAACCUUCGACUGACUGGGAGGGCGGUCACUAUCCAAUAACGAUGCAUUUCAGUGAAGACUAUCCAAGCAAACCCCCGAAGUGCAAGUUUCCAGCAGGUUUCUUUCAUCCAAAUGUCUAUCCUUCAGGAACUGUUUGUUUGUCCAUCCUCAAUGAGGACAGUGGAUGGAGGCCAGCCAUUACAGUGAAGCAAAUUUUGGUGGGUAUACAAGAUUUGCUUGACCAGCCAAAUCCCGAUGAUCCAGCACAAACCGAUGGCUAUCAGCUUUAUAUGCAGGAUACAGAUGAGUACAAGAAGCGAGUGAAGCAGCAGGCUAAGCAGUAUCCAGCUCUACUCUAGUUUUAGCCGCGUGAAGACGAUGUAAUUAAAUUUGACUAUGAGUAACUUUCUCUUGAUUCUUAGCAAACACCAAUAGUCCUUGUUGUAAUAGUGACUCUGUGCCUAACUUUGGGUGCUUAUCUUGUCUAUGAUUCAAUAUGCAA
Messenger RNA from Solanum stenotomum, 713 nucleotides. RefSeq names its product SUMO-conjugating enzyme SCE1-like. Gene Ontology annotation, cellular component: nucleus. Bases 88 to 570 code for a protein of 160 amino acids. Gene Ontology annotation, biological process: protein sumoylation. The record is from RefSeq and is a predicted model, not a curated record. Gene Ontology annotation, molecular function: SUMO conjugating enzyme activity. Lineage: Eukaryota; Viridiplantae; Streptophyta; Magnoliopsida; Solanales; Solanaceae. The transcript is spliced from 5 exons.